GCAGUUUCGCCUUCCACUCUAGAGCGACAUAUUGUUUCCAGUUAAAACCGCAGCAAACAGUUCCAAAAGACAAAGAGCGCCGUCGGCCUUUUCUCCUGAGCCAAUCGUAGAGGCCAGAGGUUUCGGUUCCGCCCAGAUUCCAGGGACAGAUAUGACGCGCGCCAGUCCGGCUGCUCUCAGCUCUGCGCUGCACGCGGGAGGAGAAUGAUCCGACGCGUGGACUCUUGAGUUGGAGCCUGCAGACAUGAUUCCUGAGGAGGACUUCUGCUCCGGCGUGAUCGAGAACAGGGUGCAGUCCGUGGGUCUGGCUCUGGAGGAGCUGCUGGUGACGGCCCAGAAGCAGGACUGUCUGACAGUUGGCAUCUAUGAAUCAGCGCAACUUCUUAAUGUAGACCCUGACAGCGUGGUUCUGUGUGUACUGGCUGCGGACGACGAGGGUGAUGUAGCGCUGCAGAUCCACUUCACCCUGCUCCAGUCCUUCUGCUGCGACAGCGGCAUCACCAUCCUGCGAGUGUCCGGGGGCCAGCGGCUUCAGCAGCUCCUGCGGGCUGUGGACACCAACAGGAACCAGGAGCACAGUGACCUGCACUGCAUGCUGGUGACGAAUCCGCAGGCGGACCACUGCCGGCUGCAGGAGGUGGGGAACUACUGCCAGGAGAGGCGGUGCGUGGAUCCAUGGGUGCCGGAGUUGGUCCUGCAGGAACGCUGAACCACAUGGAACCUCUGAGCCGGCCAAAACCAAUGAAAGAGGAUGCAAGUCACGCUUGAGAACGGACUGAGGUGGACCCCUGCUGUGGUCUCCGACGGGAUGUGCUUGAAGCCCACACACGAAGCUCCUGUGCUGCAGGGACGGCACAGGAAUGUGGCUCCCACCUGGGAGUGUCCCGGGAGAGGUGUGUGACUUGUGUAUGUUUGGUAUGCAAGAGAAGGUUGCUCCUGUACCGUGUGGUUUCCAUGGAAACUGAGGUUAAAUUGCUGGAGUGUUUUCUCGAUGAGGCCAAACACAUGUCAUAAACAUGUAAUUACAGGAACAUAAUGAGGAUUCUUUAUAGAGGUUCAUGAGGGUUUUAGAACACGGGGGGGGGUCACGACAGGACCCAACGGUUUUCCCUUCUUUUAUGAUCGGAAAUAUACUUCCUUAACUUUUAACUUUAAUGCAUUGCUUCGUCAAAUAAGUUCAGACUUCUGAGCCUGUUUCUGGCCUUUGAGGGAACCUUCUCCUUUAUAAAGGAUCCUUGUUGUACUUGCCAGCAUCGACAUAUUAUAUAUGAAUCAUCAGUUCUGCCUUUGCUCUGAGAAUCAUCACUAAUGCCUGAUUUAUGGAUUCUAUGAAUGUAAUUUAUGGUUCAGAUUCCUGUGUUGAAUUAUUAAUAAAU
This is a messenger RNA of Synchiropus splendidus (mandarinfish), 1376 nucleotides long. Its product is annotated as growth arrest and DNA damage-inducible protein GADD45 beta-like. The transcript has 4 exons. The record is from RefSeq and is a predicted model, not a curated record. NCBI's taxonomy places the organism in Eukaryota, Metazoa, Chordata, Actinopteri, Syngnathiformes, Callionymidae. Gene Ontology annotation, biological process: regulation of cell cycle. Gene Ontology annotation, cellular component: nucleus; cytoplasm. Bases 245 to 709 code for a protein of 154 amino acids.